UAGUUCUGCAGAUGAUUCUCAGUGACUUCAGUGUUUCCUAAAAGGCUGAAAAAUGUCCACAAGUAAACCCACCGAGAAAUUAAAGCAGACUCGCGGGCUCAAAGGUCUUUUUGUCCGUACUGGUGAACGCCUUAGCAAACCCCGACAAAGAACCCAGUCCGAAUCAGAUACAUCAAAAGCCCUUCAGAGGCUGGAAUUAGAAGACAUUGAUCUAGAAUCUUUCGAGGAGGAUGAUGAUUGCUUUGAGAAAUACCACAAUAUGUUACCUCGGAUUUGGCCUAACAGAUUCUUAUCGGAACCGCAUGGGAGAGUACGUUCCACGUCAGCGGGCGCUACAACUUUUUCUGUCAAUGCGACUUUACCAGAUGGAAAACAAACACUGGGUACAGCAAGUGGAAUUUAACAGUUUGUAAGAAAUACCGAGAUUGCAGGAAUGCAAGUUGGUAUGGUUCCUUUUUUAUUCACCGCACUGGAGUUUUACUGGACUCCUGACUGGGAAGGUCUUGCUUUUUCCUUCUCCCAGUGCAAGGUUAUUCUAAAUG
Anneissia japonica is the source of this 542-nucleotide messenger RNA. RefSeq lists its product as uncharacterized. The transcript has 2 exons. Lineage: Eukaryota; Metazoa; Echinodermata; Crinoidea; Comatulida; Comatulidae. The coding region runs from base 53 to 403 and encodes 116 amino acids. The record is from RefSeq and is a predicted model, not a curated record.